AUGUUGCUGAGCAGGUGGCUGGGACGACCAUGCUCAUACCGGUCCUCUCGGCUUGCGACCGUGUUUUCUUCGACUGUCACGAACCGGUGGGCAUCGACGGCCACGGCGCUGAAGGAGGAUGUUGCUGAGGAGCCUGCUGAGCCAGAACCGCCCAGGCAUGUUCUCACUGAGCAGGACAUGAAACGGCUUAGGUUUCAGCGAAAUAUUGGGGUAUCGGCGCACAUUGACUCGGGAAAGACUACAUUGACGGAACGGAUUCUGUUUUAUACUGGGCGUAUUGGGGAUAUUCAUGAGGUUCGAGGACGCGACAACGUUGGGGCCAAGAUGGACAGUAUGGACUUGGAGCGAGAAAAGGGUAUUACUAUUCAAAGUGCUGCCACAUUCUGCGACUGGGAAACUACGAAUCCUUUCAGUAACGAAAAGGAAAAGUAUGCUGUAAACAUCAUCGAUACUCCAGGGCAUGUGGAUUUCACUAUUGAAGUAGAGCGCGCUCUCCGGGUCCUCGAUGGUGCCAUCUUGGUUCUAUGUGCUGUCGCCGGUGUCCAGAGUCAAACCACAACAGUAGAUCGGCAAAUGCGACGGUACAACGUCCCCCGGAUAUCUUUCAUCAACAAGAUGGACCGGCCUGGUGCUAACCCAUGGAGGAUUGUGAACCAGAUCAGGACAAAACUUCGGAUGCCAGCUGCAGCGGUGCAGAUUCCUAUAUGCGUCGAAGACGAAUUCAAGGGUGUCGUGGAUUUAGUCAACUGGAGGUCUAUAUAUAACGACGGCUACAAAGGAAUUGAAGUCAUCGUCAAAGACGAAAUCCCAGCAAACCUGCUAGACCUCGCCAAGGAAAAACGAGCAGAACUUAUCGAGCAACUGGCCGAAGUCGACGAGGAGAUUGGUGACCUUCUACUCAUCGACGAGGAACCCACCAACCAGCAGCUGAACGACGCCAUCCGUCGCGCGACACUCGGACUCAAGUUCUCACCCGUCUUCCUCGGCUCAGCUAUUAAGAACACCGCCGUCCAGCCCCUUCUCGACGGAGUCUGCGCGUACCUUCCCAACCCCUCAGAAGCAGAAGUCGUCGCGCACGACACCACCAAGCCCGUAUCGGCACCACCCGUUCCCCUCUACCCAGCCGCUGACGCGCCCCUCGUCGGUCUCGCGUUCAAGCUGGAGGAAGGCAGGUUUGGCCAGCUCACGUACAUGCGAGUGUACCAGGGAACUUUGAAGAAGUCCAAUAUUAUCUUCAACGCGCGGACUGGCAAGAAAGUCAAGGUCCCUCGACUGGUGCGUAUGCACAGUAAUGAGAUGGAGGACAUCGAGUCCAUUGGUCCUGGCGAGAUUUGUGCCAUUUUCGGUGUCGAGUGUUCUUCUGGCGAUACGUUCACGGACGGCUCCACUAGCUUCUCUAUGACUUCAAUGUUCGUUCCAGAACCCGUCAUAUCCCUCGCUCUCAAACUCAACGGCAAGGAAACGCCCAAUUUUGCUCGUGCGCUGAACCGCUUCAAGAAGGAAGAUCCAACAUUCCGCGUGCACUUGGAUCAAGAGAGCAAAGAGGCUUGUAUAUCUCCCUAUCUUGGCAAGAAACCAACCAUCAUCUCCGGCAUGGGAGAACUCCAUCUUGAGAUCUACGUCGAGCGAAUGCGACGGGAGUACAACGUCGACUGCACCACCGGGAAGCCUCAAGUCGCAUUCCGGGAGACCAUCACGAAACGGUCGUACUUCAACUUCACGCACAAGAAGCAAACCGGUGGUUCCGGACAGUUCGCCCGAGUCAUAGGCUUCAUCGAACCCAUGGAACCGGACCCAGAGACGGGCGUCGACGUUGAAUUCGUGAACGAAGUCAUGGGUGGAAACAUCCCCACCAACUUUAUUCCUGGUGUCGAAAGGGGUUUCCACGUCGCGCUGGAGAAGGGCACACUGUCUGGUAACCCUAUCUCUGGUGUCCGGAUGGUCCUGCAGGAUGGUGCUUUCCACGCUGUCGAUUCCUCAGAGCUGGCUUUCAGACUGGCUACUGUCGGAGCCUUCAGGGAGGCGUACGGUCCUGCGAAACCCGUCGUCCUCGAGCCUAUUAUGAACGUCGAGGUGAUCUCUCCAGCCGAAUUCCAAAGUACGGUCAUCGGUGGCAUCAACACUCGUCGUGGGACUAUCGUCGAUAGUGAGGUUCGGGACGACGAGUUCUCGUGUUCGGCAGAGGUUGCUCUGAACGAUAUGUUCGGAUAUUCGAACCAGUUGCGUGGUACGACGCAGGGUAAGGGUGAGUUCAGUAUGGAGUACAAGAACCAUAUGCCUGUGCUCGCACCACUGCAAAAACAGCUAGAGGAGGAGUACAAGAAGUCGAUACCUUCCGCCAAAAAGUAGAUGCUUGAGUUUAUUAGAGUACUAACGGUGUUUUAACUAGCAUAAUUUAUAUAGUACGCGGAUCCCCCU
Molecule: messenger RNA, 2418 nt
Organism: Desarmillaria tabescens
Lineage: Eukaryota; Fungi; Basidiomycota; Agaricomycetes; Agaricales; Physalacriaceae
Product: elongation factor G mitochondrial
Exons: 10
Coding region: 1-2349 (782 amino acids)
Biological process (GO): mitochondrial translational elongation
Cellular component (GO): mitochondrion
Molecular function (GO): GTP binding; translation elongation factor activity; GTPase activity
Source: RefSeq, a predicted model, not a curated record